This is a messenger RNA of Cladophialophora immunda, 486 nucleotides long. RefSeq lists its product as uncharacterized. The coding region runs from base 1 to 486 and encodes 161 amino acids. NCBI's taxonomy places the organism in Eukaryota, Fungi, Ascomycota, Eurotiomycetes, Chaetothyriales, Herpotrichiellaceae. The record is from RefSeq and is a predicted model, not a curated record. The transcript has 2 exons.
AUGUCUCCCAACCUAGAGAUGCGUUGGCAAGACCAGGAGGUGGUCAAGGAGAAUGGCCAGUGGGUUGUUCGAGGACGACCGAUUCCCGCUGUGAGCCCAGCUUUCCAGCAGAACCCUUCCAACAUCCCCGACCACUACUAUCUCGGCUUGAAGGUCACGGCGCCCGUCAAUGCAGCCACCCCGCCUCACACCCACGGCGGCGCGGCCGUGGUUGCCACAAUGAUCAAAGGCAAAAUGCUGAAUCAAAUGGUCUGUCCCGACCACGAUCCGAACUCACAGGGGACGGGGCCGAAGAUCUACUCGGUUGGGGAGAGUUGGUAUGAGCCACCUGGCUGCCACCACGUGCGCUCCGAGAAUGCUGGUGACGAGGAGGCGGAGUUUCUUGCCGUGUUUGUGGUCAGUAAAGAGCAAAUUGACAAGGAAGGAUUGGCCAGUAUUGUCGUGAUCGAUGCUGAGGUCGAAGAGAGAAAGCGUGCCGGCCUGUAG